AUCAUUUUUUGUAUAUAGAGAUUGUGGCGACGGGCUUUGGUAUUCAAAUGCCCUGGUGGCGCUGUUGUGCCUUCAACUCUAAAUUACGGAGGUUAUCGCAGUUCUAUAUAGUUAGAGAACUUCGUUCGAGUUGUGGAAAUUUAUGCAGAGAAGAAUUUUUCCUUGUGAAUAGCUCCAAGUGUCUGUUCGUCGACAAAAACCAGAAGACCGAGGGAUACACUCAAGAACUAAAGGUUGCGCGCCCAGAAGAAGAUGACUACUCAAAGAUAGAUUCCAGUAGACCAGUCGACUAUGUUUUGGACGCGUUCCGUUCAGCGAUAGAUGCUGCACAGAAGGCUGUUCAAAGCAACCCAUUAGAUGGCCCCGAUAGUGUGAACAAGCAACGGUCACAAGCGGAGGAGAAGAAAGACGACGCAAGAAAUUUAAGUUCUUCGAGAAUUUCGCAGUCGAACUACGGAGUAGAAUCAAGUAUCUCCACUUCAUCUUCGUCUGAAGACGACAUACUAUUGCAGCUUGAUUUGAACAAGUUGAACAAAAUUGGUCUAUCACCUUGGAAAGUUUUAGACGACUUCUCACAACAGCUGGAAACAGUAGAAGCACCGAACCCCGAAAAGACUCCUAGACUGGCAGAGCCGCUGAGAAGAGUGCUGCAAGAAGAUGGAGUUGUACGAGUUGAAGAGCUACAAGAGAAUACUCAAGAAGGACUAGAUUUAUCUUCGAAGGAGGAAGGUGAUGUUCUUGAUAGAAGCUCAUUCAUCGUUGAGAAUUUUUUCAAGUAUAUUCCAGCAUCAAAAGAUCACAAGCUGCAGAGACUUGCCAAAAAUUUCAACCUACGUUAUACUGGUUCAACUUCUUCUGUAGUUCCAGUCCUAAGCAGCAUAUAUCAUGUAUUAUCAAGAUAUCGGAGGACAUCUAUCGAUGGUUUAAGUGGCGAUUUUCGUAAUUCCACGACAGCUUUUACCAGAUAUAUGUUGAAACCAGUCACUAUUAUUUUGUAUCCAGGUGGCAACGGUCUGUAUAACAUUGAUAAAGCAGAAGAGAAGCCUCCAAAAGUUGGUGUUCUUUCCGAUAUUGGGCAUUUGUUGGAGAAGCUUUUUACGCAAGAGAAUAUGUCCGUGAAGAAGCGAAUAGAUUUUUCUUCUAUUAAUAUCCCCAAUGUUCAAGACAGCGGUUCUGAAGAAAGGCCAUAUCACAAUGCUGAAUAUCGUUUCGCAAAAUUCGGCAAUUGCCUCUUUCGCGCUCAAGUUGACUGCUAUGACCCAUCUACAGAGAAAUUUUUUGACGUGAAAACUCGAGCUUUAGCAGCAAUUCGCUAUCAAAUUGAACGAUAUGAGGACUACUUGGAAAAGGAGAUUACGAAAACAACAGGCUAUGAGGACUCCUUUGAGAGAGAACUGUAUGAUAUGAUUCGCUCGGUCUUUAUCAAAUACGCUCUUCAGUUUCGAAUAGGAGGGAUGUCCGGUGCAUUUGUUUCCUUUCAUAGUAUUGGCAAGGUUUCUGGUUAUCAAUAUAUCCCGUUGGAAGAGAUUGAGAAAUAUGUCUUUGGUAAUGAAGCGUGGGCGGGGAAGUCUUUUUGUUCAUCGAUGAAAAUUUUUGAGGAUUUGUUGGACAACAUGACCCAUUGUUUUCCUGGUGAAGAUCCUAUUAGGGUAACGAUUGAUCCUUUCAGUCACACUGGAGUUUUGAACGUUUAUGUAGCCCGCCUUCGAGAAGGAGCCGCCACUCUAGAGUGGCGAAAUAUUCAAGAAUUUGCCUUUAACAAGAAAGUAGAAGAAUCACUCAAGAUUCUUCCAAAUGAUAUCAAGAAAUUUCAGGUUCAUAUCGCCACUUUUGUAAAUGCUCUUUAUUCUGGUGCACCGGUUAAUUAUACGAAAAAUGAUCAACUUCAUCUGUUGUAUUCUAUACGUGAAAUUCCAGUCUGUCUGAAUGAUUAUAUCAAAGCUUUGAGAUUGUCGCUGGGUCUUGAAGAUAUGCCCCAGUCUCGACAUUUUUCGGUUUCUGGGCUUUCUUCAACAGAAUUGGCCGAUAUAUUGGCUAGCACUUCCUUUCAAGCUUUUCAUCUUAUUAAGUAAUUUCUUCUGCAUAAUUAACUCUUGGAA
This is a messenger RNA of Galdieria sulphuraria, 2099 nucleotides long. RefSeq lists its product as uncharacterized. The record is from RefSeq and is a predicted model, not a curated record. Gene Ontology annotation, biological process: mitochondrial RNA 5'-end processing. Lineage: Eukaryota; Rhodophyta; Bangiophyceae; Galdieriales; Galdieriaceae. Gene Ontology annotation, cellular component: mitochondrion; mitochondrial envelope. The coding region runs from base 48 to 2072 and encodes 674 amino acids. The transcript is spliced from 4 exons.